AUGUACACUACUCUGAGGAGGACUACGGUAGUGUUUACAAUGAUAAUGGAGUACUUUCUUGCUGGGCAGAGAUACACAUCUCCAAUUGUUGGAAGUGUUGGGUUGAUAGUUUUUGGUGCUGUUAUUGCUGGGGCACGGUACUUAUCAUUUGACUUCUAUGGAUAUGUUGUUGUCUUCAUGGCCAAUAUCACGACAGCAAUAUAUCUUGCAACCAUAAGCCGCAUUGGAAAGUCUACUGGCCUUAAUAGCUUUGGACUUAUGUGGUGCAAUGGGAAGUUUGACAGAUUAUGGUUUCCAGACUUCAUCAGAUAA
Molecule: messenger RNA, 312 nt
Organism: Linum trigynum
Lineage: Eukaryota; Viridiplantae; Streptophyta; Magnoliopsida; Malpighiales; Linaceae
Source: the annotation of a GenBank genome assembly